UUUCAAAAAAAGAGUUGGAAAAAAAUAGAAGUUAAAAGAGCUGGUGAAAAGGGGUUUGGAGUUUUUGCUAAAGAGAAAAUUUCAAAAGGAACUUUUAUUAUUGAAUAUGUAGGAGAAGUAUUAGAUGAAAAAAUUUACAAACAAAGACAAGAAGCUUAUGAUGGUGAACGCCACUAUUAUUUCCUUUCAGUUGGUACCAAUCAAAUUAUUGAUGCCUCAAAAAAGGGUAAUAAUGCUAGGUUUAUUAAUCACAGUUGUGAUCCAAACUCUGUAUUGCAAAAAUGGACAGUUGGCCAUCAAUCUAGGAUAGGUGUUUUUGCACUUAGAGAUAUUGAAAAAGGAGAAGAAGUUACUUUUGACUAUGCAAUGGAAUGUUAUGGUGUUUCCUUCCAAAAAUGUUAUUGUGGAAGUGCAAAUUGCAGAGGAACAAUUACAUCAAAAGAUAUGUCCUUGCUAGAA
Molecule: messenger RNA, 459 nt
Organism: Naegleria gruberi
Lineage: Eukaryota; Heterolobosea; Eutetramitea; Acrasida; Naegleriidae
Product: set domain-containing protein
Exons: 1
Biological process (GO): regulation of DNA-templated transcription
Cellular component (GO): nucleus; chromatin
Molecular function (GO): protein binding; histone H3K36 methyltransferase activity
Source: RefSeq, a predicted model, not a curated record